AUGUUAAAUCUAACGAGCGCUUUUGACUCCCCGCGGUGGAUUGAAAUCACGUCCGGACUAUGGAUAUUGCUACUUUUCGCUCUGGGAAUCGCGUUAAACGGACUUACCAUGGGCGUGUACGUGAAGUACCCGAAAAUGGUCAACGUGACCUCGUUCUUUACAGUUGCGAUAAUUACGAACGGUUUGCUGAGCUCCGCUUUAGGCUACAUUCCAGUGAUAAUCGCUGAGUUUUCCGGCCACUGGUUAGUGCAUAUGUCAGAAGACUCCUGUAUCGCCGAGGCGCUCAUCGUCUAUUACUUCGGAUGCUCGUCCAUGUUCCUUCACGUCUGCAUCGCCUACAUCCGCUACCAGGGCAUAGUGGCGCUGCCAAUCAGUAACGCGCCUGUCGAAAAAUGGCGGGUGGCGCUAGCGUUCGGCGCGUGCCAGCUCCUCUCGCUGGUUCUCGCGGUAUCUCCGCUGCUUGGGCUCGGUGCAUACGGGCUGGAGGCGCAUGGGACCAGCUGCGGGCUCGCCUGGAAUGACCGCAGUCGCGCCGGUCUGGGGUAUCUGAUACUCAUAGGGACCGUGUGCUACGUCUUUCCGGUGACGUUCAUGUGCGUCUGCUACGUGCAGAUCGUCAAAACGGUUCACCAGUCGUCAGUUCGAGUGAUACCUGCUUCCAGCGAGGCGAUGAUUAAAAGAAGAAGAAAACAGAUCCACCUGGUCAAGAUAUCAUUGGGUUUAGUCUUGGCUUUCGUCGUAUCGUGGACACCUUACGCAAUCGUCUCUUUCUACACCGUGUUCGCAAACCCGCACGCCCUCGACCCAAUUCUGACCCGAUCGGCCGCAUGGUUAGCUAAGACGGAGGUCAUCUGGAACCCUUUGGUGUACGCCCUGCUGGACAAAAGCUUUCGUCGGAAAAUGGAGAAGUUGAUGUCUUCUAACCGGAACCUUCAAGGUCACACCUGUAAAGAAAAUGGGACUGGAGGGGGCGUGGACUAG
Dreissena polymorpha is the source of this 981-nucleotide messenger RNA. Its product is annotated as visual pigment-like receptor peropsin. The coding region runs from base 1 to 981 and encodes 326 amino acids. Gene Ontology annotation, cellular component: membrane. Gene Ontology annotation, biological process: G protein-coupled receptor signaling pathway. The record is from RefSeq and is a predicted model, not a curated record. The transcript is spliced from 4 exons. Gene Ontology annotation, molecular function: G protein-coupled receptor activity. NCBI's taxonomy places the organism in Eukaryota, Metazoa, Mollusca, Bivalvia, Myida, Dreissenidae.